This is a messenger RNA of Sphaerulina musiva SO2202, 1490 nucleotides long. RefSeq lists its product as uncharacterized. The record is from RefSeq and is a predicted model, not a curated record. The transcript has 3 exons. Bases 83 to 1348 code for a protein of 421 amino acids. Lineage: Eukaryota; Fungi; Ascomycota; Dothideomycetes; Mycosphaerellales; Mycosphaerellaceae. Gene Ontology annotation, molecular function: peroxidase activity.
GAUCGUCCUGUUCAUACUUCACCAUCCUUCGAUCGGCAUUCAUACUCACUCAUAUCAUCUUUGUCACAUAUUCCCGUACAGGAUGAAGUCUUUCGCUGUCACUGGCCUUUUGGCCUCCACUGCUGCGGCUUUCCCAGCCGCAGUACUCAAUGCCAUUGCGGAUGGAUCGCUCAAGGCUCCUGCAGAGCUGACUGCGAGGGCUGCUAUUGCAUCGCCGCAAGGUGUGGGCGCCCUUCCACUGACGCCUCCACCAUUCGACGCCGCAGCACAGUAUGUCAGCAACCAAGGCGAUAACAAGUUCAUCGCACCUGGGCCUGGCGACGAGCGCGGAGAAUGUCCUGGACUCAACGCCCUUGCCAACCAUGGCUACCUUCCUCGCAAUGGUAUCGCUACCAUCCAGCAGCUGGUCGAUGCCACGGAGAAAGGGUUCGGAAUGGCCAGGGAUUUGGGAGGUUUCCUCGCCCUGUACGGUGCUAUUGUCGAUGGAAACGGCCGUGGCUGGUCCAUCGGAGGAGUGCCACGCACUGGAAUCCUUGGAUCGCACAACAACUACGAGACCGACAGCUCGCCCUUGAAGAGCGAUCUGAGCCAAUAUGGCAGCAACACGAAACUCGUCAUGUCCCAGUUCUUCAGUCUGUACAACCGUCAGCCAGACGCAAGCACCGCCAACUACAAUCUCGAAGUCUUGCGUGACUUCCGCAAGGAGCGAUACUACGAGUCCAUCGCCAAGAACCCAAACUUCGCUUAUUUGCCCUUCAGUGGUAUUGAGGUGUCCCAGGCCGCCUUUACCUUCAUCUACCGAUUCAUGGCGAACAAGUCGGCCGAAAACCCCGAGGGUAUCCUCAACAAGGAGGUCUUGAAGAGCUUCAUGUCCAUCUCUGGUCCAGAGGACAACCUGAAAUGGACCCCAGGAAACGAGAGAAUCCCAGACAACUGGUACAAGCGCAACCCAUCAGACGAAUACUCUGUCCCAUACUUCGAGGCCGACAUCCUCUACUUUGCCGAGACUGUCCCAGAAGUCCUUGGACUCGGCUGCAACAAGGGUGCUGUCAACACCUUCUCUCCCAUCGACCCAUCCCAGCUCACAAGUGGUGCGUACACUGCUCAGCAGAUUGCUAAGAGCCCACUUUGCUUCGCUGCGGCUUUCGCAAAGGUUGAGAUUCCUCUGAUUACCGGCCUUGCUACUUCCUCUCUCGGCCCACUCAACACCCUGCUCGAUGGCCUGACUACGGGCAUGAACUGUGCGAAGAUUGGACCUGUCAACCAGACCGCACUCACUGCCUGCCCUGGCUUCAGCUUGUACGGUGGACCAACUGCUCCUGUUGCCCCUGGUGCUAUCCAGUCGUAAGGACAGGUGAUGGUGUAUGAUGAUGAUAAAGUCAACAAAAAUUGUGUUUGUACGGAGGCAAGAGAGUUGUGGAUUCGUGUACAUAUUAGCAGGCGAGCGUGAACUCCUGAGCGCUUAAGUUAGAUUCGAAAAGAAUUGUCUU